Chilo suppressalis (striped riceborer) is the source of this 4580-nucleotide messenger RNA. The record is from the annotation of a GenBank genome assembly. NCBI's taxonomy places the organism in Eukaryota, Metazoa, Arthropoda, Insecta, Lepidoptera, Crambidae.
GCUCGGACCAGGCUAUAAGGUACUUAUUACGAUUCAAAAAAUAUUCAAAUUGGAAUCUAAUACAACUCUUUUGAUCGUCCAUAUGUUUCCCCUACAACCCGUUAAGGACACUUUUUUGCUGUACAGAAAAACUGUGCCAAAAAACUUCAUAGCGUCAAAUCUUGUAACAAUAUUUACAUUAUAUUAUAUUGUUACAGUGUCAAUUACAAAAUUAGUAUUAGUUAUCAUCUAAUAUAAUAAAUAAAGAAAAAGCCUGUUUGAAAAGCUUAAGUAGCUUAAGGUCGGUAUGAGACUUGACCGUAGUGGGUACGUAGACUGCAUUGGAAGCGAAGUGCAACGGCACUUGCGUUCGUUUUGUUUUGCUAAAGAUUCAUAAUUUGCACAGAUAGUAUAAGUGCCUUUCAACUUAAAGACACUCAAAUUAUAUUGAUCAGUAAAAACAGACUGAGGGAGGAACUGUAAGUGGAGACGCGUCUCAAUGAAACAUUAGAACAAUCUAUGCUGUUAUUUUUGUUUUCCUUCCAGUUAUGGUCUGCACUAAUUAAUAUUGUACAUGCAUCUGUAAUUGACAUGACGUCUCGUUAAUUACUAAUAACAAUUCAAAUGACCUGUGAAUUUAGAUAAGAACUCUCGCUAGAGUUUUUAGAUACUCUUUCUCUGAUAUGGACAAUGAAAAUAUGACCAAUAUAUUAGAUUUGACUGAUGGUUGGAACUAUAGCCUCGGUACUGCCUAAUGCCCAUUCAUUUCAGAAAAUUAUUAUAAGAAAACCACAUAAAUUGACUAGCCCAAGGGAAAUCCCAACCCGUUACUCACAUACGAGCUCAGAUUCUACCUACAUUCGAAUUCGUAAUGCAUAUAUGUAUAAAAAAAAUGCGAGCACAGUUAAGAAGGCCAAUAAUUUUAAGAAAGACUAAUGUCUAUGUAUCAUAUUAAAAUAUAUUCAAGAUCAAGAAGUAUUAAUGGUAUUUCGGCAAAUUCUUAUCUUUUUGAAAUACAAUUGCGAACGAAGUCUCAUGCCGGCAUUUCACUUGGCUAUUCGUAUUCUGCCCUUUUCAUGCUUUAUAAGAAACGGGACAGACGGAGGUCAAGUGAAGUGCCUGUAAAUUCCAGCAAUGAUGACUGUUCAUUACAGAUGUACGUUUUCUCAGAACUGUUUUGUAUUUGCACUUGAUUUAACAUCGAAUGUAUUUUGUUUCUUGCUAACAUGGACACAGAGUCAGUUUCGAUUCGACAACGAAUGCAACAUCAGUUUGCCGGAGAAUCACAAAAGGUCCUUGUCUGGUACCAGGGUCAGUUCCGUUUCGACGCUGAGUGUAAGACCCUGCUGCCGUCCAGCGACCUCCGGGUAGACCGCUACGGCGACCUCAUCUACGAUCCAUCACAGAACAUACAUGACGUACUAUAUGAUGGCAAAUUAUCGUCAGCCAUAGUCUUCAUGUAUAACCCCGUGGCUACAGAUGGACAACUGUGUCUACAAUCUGCACCAAAAGGCAAUGUUUCAUACUUCGUACACACACCCCAUGCUUUGAUGCUGCAGGAAGUGAAAGCAGUAGUCACGCAUUCAAUCCACAGCGCUUUAAAUUCAAUAGGCGGGGUGCAGGUUUUGUUCCCGUUGUUUGCGCAACUUGAUCUACCGCAUGACGCCCCCACAUCUGAACCAAAGAGAGACCCCAUGCUAUGUUCAAAACUUCUCGGCUUUGUUUGUUCACUGGUGGAGUCAUGUAGCACGGUACAACAACACAUGCUGCAGUGCCGUGGGUUCCUGGUAAUCUCGCACAUGCUUCAGAGAUGCAGUCGCGAUCACCUCACACCGGACACGCUAGCUUCGUUCUUACAUCUAACAAAACAUCUUGUGACGUGCUGUUCUCCUAAUUCUGAUCUCCUAUUAAAACAGCUGCUAGACCACAUUCUGUUCAACCCGGCGCUGUGGAUCCACACGCCGGCAGCGGUGCAGGCCCGCCUGUACUGCUACCUGGCCACGGACUUCCUGGCUGACGCUCAUAUUUAUGGAAGCGUUAGAAGAGUUAGCACAGUCCUGCAGACGGUGCACACGCUCAAGUUCUACUAUUGGGUGGUGAAUCCUAGGACGAAGAGCGGUAUCACGCCUAAAGGAAUGGAUGGUCCGCGCCCUGCACACAAGGACAUACUAACAAUACGUGCCUACAUCCUUCUAUUUCUAAAACAACUUAUCAUGAUUGGUAACGGCGUGAAAGAGGACGAACUACAGUCGAUACUCAACUAUUUAACAACUAUGCAUGAGGAUGAGAACUUGCACGAUGUUUUACAAAUGUUGAUCUCAUUAAUGUCAGAACAUCCAAGUUCAAUGGUUCCUGCGUUUGAUGCUAAGGGUGGAGUGAGAACAAUUUUCAAAUUAUUGUCUUCGGAAAGUCAACUCAUAAGACUGCAAGCGUUGAAGCUUCUGGGAUUUUUCCUUAGUAGAAGUACACACAAACGCAAAUACGACGUGAUGUCUCCUCACAACCUGUACACGUUACUGGCGACGCGUUUAGGCGCGUGCGGGGAAGGAUUAGCGUUGCCCGUCUACAACGCGCUGUACGAGCUGCUCACGGAACACGUGGGACAGCAGAUCUUGUACACGAGCCAUCCGGAACCGCAGCCGCAUUUCCGCCUAGAAAAUCCCAGAAUGGUUGAUAGCGAUGGCAUACAUCCACCCCAAGAACGCGGAGGAGCAGAAGAUCUCGGACAUGGUGUAUUGUUUGUUCCGGAUGCUGCUGCAUCACGCCAUCAAGCACGAGUACGGCGGGUGGAGGGUCGGCGCGCUGACAACAUCACGGACCCGGCGGAGCGGCAACAGCGCCCCAUCUCCACCAUAUCCGGCUGGGACCGCGCCCCUCCGCCCGCCCCCGCCCCCAUUUCCGCUUCCGUUUCCGUUUCCGCUACUGGAGUUCUUCACCAUGCUGCCCAAACUGAAAUAGGCGAUGGUCUUUCUUUAAGAGACGUCUCUUCCUGCCCUUGCGGUCCUGGUACCGAUCCCUUAUAUAGCGAAGUCUGCAAACUACAUUCCCCGAAAAAACCCCGAUCUGUUGAAAUUGAACACGCGGUCGACGAAGAUGAAAGAAAGUCCAUCGAAGCCGACGACGAACUAGUCGACUCGAUCAUGAACGAUAAUAAGUUUUUAGAAAGCACCGAAUCGGGCAUCGCUACCGUUGAAAACUCUGAGAAAACAGACAAACCUUUAACGCGACAGGGUAGUUUAGAUUAUAUCCCAGUGAGAGACGUGGGAGACGAUGUUUCGAAAGACGACAAUACCGACAGAAGCGAAGGGAUUCCCUCCAGCUUGUCGGCUAGUGAAACCGCCAGUCCUGAAAGAAACGCCGAACCAAAUGCGACGGCAGAAAGAGAAUCGGAAUUAUCUGAUCCCUCGGAAUUAUAUCUAACGCCUAGUGAAGCCACCAGUCCGAGACGAAGUAACGACGAAGCUGAAACGAUCGUUUCAGAAGAAAUCACAGAUCCGAAGCACGUCGCCGCCGAUAUAGUGAACGACGUUCUCACCGUUGCUUUGGAAACGGUGAGGGCGAAAACGGAAGAAGAUCCCGAUUCUGGGGCGAUAUCUGGUUUCUUGCAUUCGGAAGGCGAUACGCCUAAUGGUCGCGAAGAUCUCGAACAAGAAAUCGAGGAUAUUGUCGAAGAAAAACAGACUGCUGAAACCGUCGCUGCCGAAAUCCUAAACGAUAUCUUAGCAAAUAUGGUCCUAAAGGACACGAACGAGGAGGAAGAAAGUGAUGUAAAUAAAAUGACGGAAGAUAAUAGUCCUCAAAGGGUUUUACCGUCGGAUCAUCCUCACGAGGGCAACGUUUUACCUCUGGAUGGCGAAUUUCUAGUCAGCUCUGUUAGAGAGGAGGAAGUCAAGACUGAACCGGAAAUAGUGACAGACGUUUCGGAAGAAAACGCGAAAAACGUCAGUCAAAGAAUGGACAUUCCCGAACAAGAGGAACCAGAAACGCCCGAAAUACCCCCGAUAUCGACGAUUAGUGAAAAUAUUUCGCUGGCGAAUAAAAGUGAGCAGACUGAUGAUGAUAGGAGUAGAGAGAGUGAAAGAGACAAACGACGCGUGAGCUUACCCGGUGAUAGUGAGAUGAAGCAGGACGGCACUAGAAGUGAAGGGGUCGCUACGCAAGGAACCAAUACCUCUACGUCGCCAAAAAGGCCACGAAGCGCUUCCACUAGUACGCAAGUGUGGCGAAGUCACUCAACGAAAUCUGUAAUAGACUUCGUGAAUAGCAGCGAAAAUGCGAUUUUCGUUGUGAAUACGGUGCAUCUAAUAAGUCAACUUGCUGACAAUCUGAUCAUCGCGUGCGGUGGAUUGCUGCCCUUACUGGCGUCCGCCACUUCGCCUAAUAAUGAACUCGAUGUGAUCGAACCGACCCAAGGCAUGCCCGUAGAAGUGGCGGUAACUUUUCUACAGCGGCUAGUCAGUAUGGCCGAUGUCCUUAUAUUCGCGAGUGCCUUGAACUUCGCCGAAUUGGAAGCGGAGAAAAACAUGUCCAGCGGUGGGAUCCUAAGGCAGUGCCUCAGAUUGAUCGCUCUAUACGAAACUCAAAGUAUAGAGAACUUGUAA